AUUGUUCUUGCCAUCAAAAUAUUGGUAUAACAAGUCCAGAUACCGUCGGCGAAGCACCAGAGCGUCGGGCGCUCUUUCGUCGUGUUCUCGCGUCACAUUGUCAUUCUCUCGACGCCUGCAAUAACUCUCCUCCACCGUCGGCGAGCACCACGACAGCACCGAGCGGCGACAGCGAGUGUAGUUAGCACCACCAGCAUCGAGUGCAGGUGAUAAACAACCAACGCCGAAAAGCAAACAAGCCGAUAGGAAAAUUUUUCAAUGGAGUCUGCCGGCAUCUCGUGAAAACCCAGAAAUAAAAAGCAUUUCGGGAAAAUUAGUGAAUUGCCUCCGUACGCUACUAACAGGCGUUUGUGUUUGGACGAUUGUCACGAUAAGGAGCUCAUAUCAAAACGUUUCAACGCGAAUCGUUUUUGUGUAAUAAUAUAAUUACGAACAUAUUGAAAUCCGUUAAGUGUAAACAUGUGUUUUAGUCGGUUGUGAUAACGUGCGCGCGUUGUAUCGACACAACUGAAAUUAAUCUGCAAGCUAAACUAACAUUUUCGUGCAUUACGAACUAAAUAAAUACUCAAUGUUAAUGAUGGAUGACUCGGUUCGCCUUUUGGGCGCUAACGCUGACGAUUUACUCUUGGACGCAACACGCUACCCGCAUCCUGAAAGCCCGUUGGAUCUUCGCGGCACCUCUGAGACACACGACACCAAAUCCGAGACAGAUGAAGAAGCAUACAGCAGUAAGUCAAAGAAAUCAAGUCCACAAGUCAUCAAACCGCCAUAUUCAUACAUCGCAUUGAUAACAAUGGCGAUCCUACAGUCUCCGCACAAGAAGCUCACAUUAAGCGGCAUCUGUGAGUUCAUCAUGUCACGUUUUCAAUAUUACCGAGAUAAAUUCCCCGCGUGGCAAAACUCAAUCAGGCACAAUCUAUCACUGAAUGAUUGUUUUAUUAAAAUCCCUCGUGAGCCUGGUAAUCCUGGAAAAGGCAACUACUGGACUCUAGAUCCUCUUGCUGAAGAUAUGUUCGACAAUGGAAGUUUUCUCAGGCGUCGGAAGCGUUAUAAACGUCCAUCGCCGAAUUUAAUGUAUAGAGAACACCAUGCAAUGGUCGCAUCACUACUCAACCAGCAAGAAAAUUAUCAACAUGGACUUUUUGGUCAUCCGAGCAUGCCACAUCCAUACGCAUAUUUACCAACAUUAGCUAACAACGCUUUGCCGUCGCUUAUGCCACCAAUGGAUCUCUCUCGAUUGGGUCUGGGACAUCUUGGACACAUCAUCAGCCAGCAGCCGACGCUCUGUAAACCUGUGCCCGUACAACCAUCACUAAACUCCAACUCAGAUCGUGAUAGUGAUGACUAUCUACCAAACACUGAACGGGAGAUACACAAGAAAACAAACGGUUUCUCAAUUGAUUCAAUCAUCGGCAGUACGACAAGCAGUAAGCAAAAAAUUGAACCGUCGGAUGAAGAUUGCAGUCGGUUACUGGCGGCACGUGCGAGCGGUGCAUUACAUAAUCAACUAUCAGCGUUUUCUCCACUUUCAAACUCCGAGGAUUGGACGAGGUGAAGAAUGUAUUAAUCGAAAUGCAGCUGAAUUUGUCUUAGACAUUGAGAGUCAUAACAAAAUAUUCGAAAUACAGAAUUAAGUAAAUUAUUAAUGAUAAGUCCACGUAAAUAUAAUAAAAAACAAGUCACCGAUUCCGUUGCAAUAUUAGAGCUGAUAGCUGAUACAUUAACAAUUUCGCUACAAGUAGAACAAGUAGAAGACGUAGAUAAACGUUAUAAGCAAAUCAAACUGUAAUAAUAUUUUGGUAUAUCAUGUCGAUAAUUAUAAUAACAUAUAUAAAUGAUCUUAGCUCUAAAAGUGUAGAAAAUGUAUAGUAAAUGUUCAUUUUGAAUGCAAUAUUUCGUAUUCAAAUGGAAAUGCCUCAUUUUCAAGGCGAUAUAUGUACCGUGUACAAUCAUGCAAUGUAAUCGUGUUUUUGUUGUAAUUUUAUUUUAUGCUUUUCAUCACUGAACAAACAUUAUUACAUUUGUAGUUUAAAUAUGAUAUAUAUGAUCUUAAUAGCGGUUGUAAAACAUAUGACAUAAAUCAACAUGCACGACACAAGCAUUUGUAACAUUUAACACUAAUUUCGUUUUUGUGUUUCUGUGAACGUACUGAUUAGAUACCUGAAAUCUCUCGAGAAAUGAAACUGACGCUUCGAGCACUUAAAAAUUAAAUGUAAUCCCAUUCAUAAAUGAUUACCUAAAUUGUUGCAUGUGGAUGUGGCACGCAUUGCAACAUUGUUCAACAUGUGCAUAUGUAAUACUCAGUAUUUAUUUAAUUCGCUUGUAGGUAUGAAUUUUUUUUCAAACAGCAGGUUGGAUUGCUGUAGGUUUUAUUAUUGUUUGUUGUCAAAUAAUUAAUUAACGCAUUUGUAAUGAUGAUGACACGUUUAAUUUUGUGUAUAAAAUGAAAAUUAUUAAUUAUAGCGAUAGUGUAAAGUCUAAUAAAUUAUUAAUUGUGCAAUUAAAUUAAUUAAUCCUAAUAAAUUCAUUUAUUCGAACAA
Dalotia coriaria is the source of this 2540-nucleotide messenger RNA. RefSeq names its product forkhead box protein D5-A-like. The coding region runs from base 569 to 1555 and encodes 328 amino acids. Lineage: Eukaryota; Metazoa; Arthropoda; Insecta; Coleoptera; Staphylinidae. The transcript has a single exon. The record is from RefSeq and is a predicted model, not a curated record. Gene Ontology annotation, molecular function: DNA-binding transcription factor activity, RNA polymerase II-specific; RNA polymerase II cis-regulatory region sequence-specific DNA binding. Gene Ontology annotation, biological process: cell differentiation; regulation of transcription by RNA polymerase II; anatomical structure morphogenesis.